Molecule: messenger RNA, 2211 nt
Organism: Puccinia graminis f. sp. tritici CRL 75-36-700-3
Lineage: Eukaryota; Fungi; Basidiomycota; Pucciniomycetes; Pucciniales; Pucciniaceae
Exons: 4
Coding region: 1-2211 (736 amino acids)
Source: RefSeq, a predicted model, not a curated record
AUGAUAAACGACAAAGAUGAUAUCCAGAUUAUAUCAGAGUCGAAUAAAGCAGAACGUCUCAGGGAUGAAGCGACAGCCAAAUUCCUCGAGAAAGCGCUCAAAGCCGAAGGAGAAGGCGAUAAGGCGAGAUCCGAUAUAGGACCCGUUGCCACUAAAGACACAGAGUCCAUUUCGAUGUUUGGGGCAACAACCGACCACCCAGUGAAAGGGUCCCGGAAGAACACCACAGUCGGAGGCACCAACUUUCACUGGGGAGACAAAAACUCCCAUGAGGACGUCGGGUUCACGCCAUAUUUUGAGAAGAACAUCACCAAGCUCAAGGGACCAAUCCCGUUGACGAUUUUCAACAAGGCAUGGCAAGACGCAGCCCUCUCAUACCAUGCUGAGAAAAGAACCAAGACCGACGACAACUCGACGGAAAAAGGACUCCGCUACACUGGCUAUCCCUAUCCGAGUGAAUGGCUGAUGAACUACAGCGACUGGAGCCUAAACUACGAAGAGUUCACCAUCACAAUCAGAGAUGUUUAUAAAUUCGAAACUCUAGGUGAAUGGAUUGUACUGCACAAGGCCAACUGUGACAAAAUCCUCCGGAAAGACGGAUUCAUGACGGCGCUACGCUACGACAUCAGAAUCCGAGCAAACGCCUUUGCCCACAGGGUAGUACGUAACGGAGUCUCUUCCUUCUCUGACAUUUCCAUGUUCAGACAAGAGGUUUACGACACCGCUUACGCCGAAGCAAGACGCUUCGACGAGUUAUCUUUCUGUGACUCAAACCCAUACGCAAUUGGAGGAGUGAGAAGCGGCUGGGACCCACACACCGGCUCAAACCAAAACAAGAAAGCAAGCGGUCAACAGUCUUCCGUCAAACCAACACCGACAGGACCUUCGGGCUCAACCAACACGCUCCCCCCCAAGCCUAGAGACAACCGACCGGCAAGAAGCUCCGGUUAUCAAGGAAAAAAUUUCAACCCGAACUAUGCGGAACAAAGGCAAGGCGGUAAUCAAAACCGCAACUCGAACAACAACAACGGACCUGAGACGGACCCAAGUGAGCAACCAUACAUGGCAGUGAGUGAAGUAAGCGAGUGCCAAAAGGAGCUACCCGUUGAAGGCACCUGGCCGAGCGGCAUCGAGUGUGACAUGAACAUACCAGAAUGGAAGAAAGCUUUAGAAAAAGCAAAUCUCACAACCGAAUUUGAAGACGUACUACUCGGUUUCGAGCACGGCUUCUGCCAAGGUAUCCCUCAACACCACCUGGGAAGCGAGUUCCCAUUCUUUGUACCCCCAAACCACAGCUCAGCGCUUCUCGCCAGAGCAAAAAUCGAGGAAUCCAUCGCAAAAGAGAUUCAAGCUAAAAGAAUGUUUGGUCCAUACUCACCCAAACAAGUUCACGCAAAGUACGGAUUCUUCCGUGCAAACCCGCUAGGAGCAGUAAUCAACGGAGACGGCUCGUUCAGAGCAAUCAACGACUUGUCCUUCCCACAUGGAGACAAGAAAAUCCCUUCCGUGAACUCGUUCGUAAACAAGGAUGAAUUCAAAACAACAUGGGACGAUUACAAAGCCGUCGCUAGAUUCUUAAGGGCUCGGGAGAGACCAUCCCUCUUAGCAAUCUUCGACUGGGAGAAAGCAUAUCGUCAAAUCCUGACAGCAGAAAAUCAGUGGCCGUACCUCAUGCUCAGAGAUUUCGACGGCAACAUAAUAAUCGACACAAAAAUUGCCUUUGGAGGCGUUGCCGGUUGCGGCUCAUUUGGGAGACCGGCAGACGCGUGGAAGCACAUAAUGCUGUCUGAAUUCGAUCUAGUAGAGGUCUUCAGGUGGGUAGACGAUUACCUCUUUGUAAAAGAGUUAGAAUCAACAGUUGAGAUGGACAAAAUUGUGAAACGGUCAGACGAACUAGGAGUCCGGAUGAACCCCACCAAGAUCUCCCCCUUCAAGAGAGAGCAAAAGUAUAUUGGUUUUAUCUGGGACGCACACGACAAAACGGUCCACCUCCCAGAAGAAAAGCUUGCACAAAGGAUCACACAGAUCGGUGAAUUUCUCGAAACAGAGAAAAAAUUCUCCUUCAAUGAAGUCGAAGCUUUAACGGGACAAUUAAAUCAUGUCUCUUAUAUGCUACCCCAGCUAAGGUGUUACCUUUGUGGGUUGUAUAGAUGGAUGUGCAGCUGGGUACAUAGAAACACAAAACUACCUAUAUGUAAGGUCUGGAUAUGA